Messenger RNA from Urocitellus parryii (Arctic ground squirrel), 647 nucleotides. The record is from RefSeq and is a predicted model, not a curated record. NCBI's taxonomy places the organism in Eukaryota, Metazoa, Chordata, Mammalia, Rodentia, Sciuridae.
AUGACUCAGCAUGUCCAAACCACCUGUAUGAACAGUGAGGUCUACACUGCAUGCUGCCUGCCUUCUGGGAGUCCCGACCUCCACCUCCUGCCAGCUUCCCCACCUCCUGUCCCUGCUGCCCCAUACCCAGUCCCCAGACCUGGAGACCUAAUUGAAAUUUCUCGCUUUGGCUAUGAGCACUGGGCCAUCUAUGUGGGAAAUGGCUAUGUGGUCCAUCUGGCUCCACCAAGUGAAGUGGCAGGAGCUAGUGUGAGCAGCAUCAUGUCCAUCGUGGCUGAAAGAGCCAUAGUGAAGAAGGAGCUGCUAUCUGUGGUGGCCGGAGGAGACAGGUACCGGGUCAAUAACAAGCACGAUGACAAGUAUGACCCACUGCCACCCAACAAAAUUGUCCAACAGGCAGAGAAAAUGGUGGGGAAGGAAGUCCCCUAUUCAUUGACAAGUGACAACUGUGAGCACUUUGUGAACACGCUGCGCUAUGGAGUUUCCCGCAGUGACCAGGUGACUGACACACUCACUGCGAUUGGUACUGCAACAGUUGUCCUGGGUGUUUUUGGCCUCAUUGGGAUGGCGGUCGCCAGAAGCAAGCGUGAAAAGCAGUAAAUGCAAGGCUUUAUCUUGGCRGCAYCAGUUACCUUGGGGGAGUUUGA